Ctenopharyngodon idella (grass carp) is the source of this 1629-nucleotide messenger RNA. RefSeq names its product JunB proto-oncogene, AP-1 transcription factor subunit b (gene junbb). Bases 298 to 1209 code for a protein of 303 amino acids. Gene Ontology annotation, biological process: regulation of cell cycle; regulation of cell population proliferation; regulation of transcription by RNA polymerase II. Gene Ontology annotation, cellular component: transcription regulator complex. NCBI's taxonomy places the organism in Eukaryota, Metazoa, Chordata, Actinopteri, Cypriniformes, Xenocyprididae. The record is from RefSeq and is a predicted model, not a curated record. The transcript has a single exon. Gene Ontology annotation, molecular function: RNA polymerase II cis-regulatory region sequence-specific DNA binding; DNA-binding transcription factor activity, RNA polymerase II-specific; transcription factor binding.
UCGGGAUACAGAUCCACACGAAACGAACGCAUCAGAGCAAAUCAACCGAACAUCUCUCUUAAAGAGCGUUCACUUUCAACAGACAACCUCUUAGACUUAUUCAAGAGCGUUUUAUUGCUGCUGUCCUUCACAUCUUCGGGACUUUUUGGUUUGUGUUUAAUUCAUUCAAGAGGAACAUCGAUACAUCGCACUCCAGGAACGGGACAGAACGCUGUUUCAUUGACUGUCAUCGUUAUUCGCGCUGCUUUUUUUGGACGGUUUUACACUUGAAAUAAGACGCUUUUCCAGGAGAACUCUAUGAGUACACAAAUGGAGCAGCCGUUUUAUCACGACGACUCGUUUCUGUUGGGUUACGGUCACAACGACGCGGCACUACAUGACUAUAAACUCCAGAAGCAGAGUAUGAACUUGAACCUGACGGAACCCUUUCGGAGCCUCAAAUCGGACCUUUAUCAGACCGCCGAUGUCGGCUCGCUCAAACUCGCCUCUCCGGAGCUGGAGAGACUCAUCAUCCAAAACAGCAACGGGGUGUUGACGACCCCUACACCGGGCCAGUACCUCUACGGUCGGGGAAUCACAGACGAGCAGGAGGGCUUCGCGGAGGGCUUCGUCAAGGCUCUGGAUGAGCUUCACCAGAUGAACCAGAUGCCCCCGCCCAACGUCUCGAUUGGAGCCGGCGGCGUGACGACGUGCUCGACAACUGCGUCCGUUUUCGGCUCCUCCCUGCAGUCUGAGCCUCCCAUUUACACGACGCUAAACGCGUACUGCCCAGCACCCAGCCACCCGUCCACCACCAUCAGCUACCUGCCGCCCCACAUACAGCAGAGUCAACACCCGGAAAACACGCACGCGUUCCAGCACUCUCAGCGCUUCGUGCCUUUGAAAGAGGAGCCGCAGACCGUUCCCGACAUGCACAGCAGCGACGGCUCGCCACCCAUGUCCCCGAUCGACAUGGAGAACCAGGAACGCAUCAAGGCUGAACGCAAAAGGCUCCGAAACCGACUGGCGGCCACCAAAUGCCGCAGACGCAAGCUGGAACGCAUCGCGCGGCUGGAGGACAAAGUGAAGGUACUGAAGUCCGACAACGCCGGGCUGUCCAACACAGCCUCCGUCCUGCGGGAACAGGUGGCCCAACUCAAACAGAAGGUCCUGAGACACAUGAACAGCGGCUGUCAGCUCAUGCUGACCAGUAAGAUGGAGGCGUUUUAAACGCGGUUGGACUUUCAGAAAUAAAUAUAACACUGGAAAUUGUUUGUGUUCCACAACUGAACGGCACUGGGAACUCUCAAGCUCUCAGCUGAGUUAUUUUGGACACAUCCUGGGUUCCGAUAAAAGCUCGUAGCGAACCCUAGUCCAGAGGGGGGACAGAACGGACUCUGAGCCCCCCAACGCUGGGCUCCAAGACGAAGUGGAAAGGCUCCGUAUCAAUAAUGUGUUUUUUUUGUCAUGAUCAAUUGUGUAUUUGAUCAUGUGAACGCAUCUGAUAAUGUUGUGCAACCGUUCCUGAACUCAUAAAUUAUUGUAGGCUACUGGUCAGGUUGAUCCUGACGCUAUGUUACCAAUGUCACAUGUUUACAAUGUCUUUUUUUAUGUGUGCGCUGUUUAUUUAAGUAAAGAUUUUGAAAUAUA